Messenger RNA from Bombina bombina (fire-bellied toad), 3766 nucleotides. RefSeq names its product tubulin gamma complex associated protein 2 (gene TUBGCP2). Bases 188 to 2878 code for a protein of 896 amino acids. Gene Ontology annotation, molecular function: gamma-tubulin binding; microtubule minus-end binding. Gene Ontology annotation, cellular component: centrosome; gamma-tubulin small complex; equatorial microtubule organizing center. The record is from RefSeq and is a predicted model, not a curated record. The transcript is spliced from 18 exons. Gene Ontology annotation, biological process: meiotic cell cycle; cytoplasmic microtubule organization; spindle assembly. NCBI's taxonomy places the organism in Eukaryota, Metazoa, Chordata, Amphibia, Anura, Bombinatoridae.
UGUUAGCUUUCCAUACUUUCUAACCUAGACAGCUGCGCGUGUUGUCAUGGAUACCCCGCCCAGUAUUCAAUGUCCCUGAUCAUUUUCCGGAUGUAGUGGUUCUAGAGAGGCCUCUGUGCCCGUCAUGCAGCCCUCGAGCCUUCUGUGACAGGUCAGUUUGGAAUUUAUCCCGUCACAAGAUAUCAAGAUGAGUGAGUUUCGGAUACAUCAUGAUGUUAAUGAGCUCAUCAGCCUGCUGCGUGUACAUGGUGCAGAGGGAGCCGAGAUGUACAUCGAUCUCCUGCAAAAGAACCGCACUCCUUAUGUUACCACCAGUGUCUCUACCCACAGUGCCAAAGUUAAAAUAGCAGAGUUUUCCAAGACACCAGAAGAUUUUCUGAGGAAGUAUGAAGAGUUAAAAUCUAAGAAUACACGUAAUCUGGACCCUCUCGUAUACUUGCUUUCCAAGCUGACUGAAGAUAAGGAGACCCUUCAGUACCUGCAGCAGAAUGCCAAGGAUAGAGCUGAGCUCACCGGCAGUCAUGCAUCCAGCAGCAGUCUCCAUAUACCUCCUAGUACAUCCAAGAUCUCCAUGCAGGAGAUAGAGGAACUGAGAAGGCAGCUGGGCAGUGUGACCACAUCGGCAGCUAGUGGGCCCCAGCCCGUGGAACUUAUGAGGAAACUUCUACGAGACAAGAUAAGCAAAAAGAAUACUGGUCAGCCCAUCCCUGUUUACCCAUCCUGGGUGUAUGAGAGGCCGGCAUUAAUAGGAGACUUUAUAUCCCUCUCUAACCCUGGCACAGACAUCACUGUACCCAUAGGCAGCCUCCCCUUGCCCUCGCAGGAAGCUGUCAUUGUAGAGGACUUGCUUUAUGUUCUUAUUGGAGUAGACGGACGCUACAUCACUGCCCAACCUCUAGUGGGACGCCAGGGACGUUCCUUUUCUGUGGAUCCAAAUCUAGAUAUGUCUGUGAAAGAGCUUGUGAAUAGAAUACUCCCAGUAGCAUCUAGCUAUUCUACCGUCACCAGGUUUAUUGAGGAGAAGUCUUCUUUUGAGUACGGACAAGUAAACCAUGCCCUGGCUGCGGCGAUGAGAACUCUAGUGAAGGAAUAUAUGAUCCUUGUUACUCAGCUGGAGCACCUUCAGCGGCAGGGGCUGCUCUCCCUUCAGAAACUGUGGUUCUACAUCCAGCCCACACUGCGGACCAUGGAAGUUUUGGCCUCUCUUGCCACUUCAUUGGAUAAAGGAGAGUGUCUGGGAGGAGCCACCCUCAGUUUGCUACAUGACCGGACUUUUGGAUACACAGGGGAUAGCCAGGCCCAGGAGCUGUGUCUCUACCUGACUAAGGCAGCCAGUGCUCCAUAUUUUGAAAUCUUGGAGCAAUGGAUUUAUAGGGGAAUUAUCAAUGACCCUUACAGUGAAUUCAUGGUGGAGGAGCAUGAACUGCAAAAAGAGAAGAUACAAGAAGAUUACAAUGACAAAUACUGGGAUCAGCGCUACACCAUCGUCCAGCAGCAGAUCCCAUCUUUUUUGCAGAAGGUAGCAGACAAGAUCCUCAGCACAGGUAAAUAUCUAAAUGUGGUACGAGAAUGUGGCCGUGAUGUCACCUGCCCAGAUGCCAAGGAGAUCAUCUACACCCUAAAAGAACGGGCAUAUGUGGAGCAGAUCGAAAAGGCAUUCAGCUAUGCCAGCAAAGUUCUCCUGGACUUCUUAAUGGAAGAAAAGGAGCUGGUAGGACAUCUCCGGUCCAUAAAGCAUUACUUCCUAAUGGACCAGGGAGAUUUCUUUGUGCAUUUUAUGGACCUUACAGAGGAGGAGCUAAAGAAGAAUGUGGAAGAUAUUAUACCCACCAGAUUAGAGGCUCUGCUGGAGCUGGCACAAAGGAUGAGUACGGCAAACACCGAUCCUUUCAAAGAUGAUCUGAAGAUUGAGCUUAUGCCACAUGACCUCAUCACCCAGCUUCUACGUGUUCUCGCCAUCGAAACCAGACAAGAGAAAGCGCUGAUAAAUGCUGAUCCAACAGAGCUAGCACUCAGUGGCUUGGAAGCCUUCUCCUUUGAUUAUAUUGUCAAGUGGCCUCUGUCGCUUAUAAUAAACAGGAAGGCCUUAACACGAUACCAGAUGCUGUUCCGGCACAUGUUCUAUUGUAAACAUGUGGAGAGAUUGCUGUGCAAUGUGUGGAUUAGUAACAAGGCUGCCAAACAGUUUUCUUUGCAUUCUGCCAAAUGGUUUGCUGGUGCUUUUACCCUUCGCCAGAGGAUGUUGAACUUUGUACAAAACAUUCAGUAUUACAUGAUGUUUGAGGUUAUGGAGCCCACCUGGCACAUUCUGGAGAAGAAUCUUAAAUCUGCCUCCAACAUUGAUGAUGUUUUAAGCCAUCACACCAGCUUUCUUGACAACUGCCUCAAGGACUGCAUGCUCACCAACCCGGAGCUGCUGAAGAUCUUUUCAAAACUCAUGUCAGUCUGUGUCAUGUUCACCAACUGUCUGCAAAGAUUCACUCAGAGCAUGCAAGUACAGACAGAGAUGGACCGCCUCACACUGGAACACGGUACUAUGUUGGGACGUCCCACAAAGAGCGAAAGAACCGAAGAGGCCAUAAAUAAGAAGCUCACCUCCAGGUACAUGGCUGAGCAUGUUGAUGCCUUCCAAUCUCCCUCUGGCUUUGAAUCCACUAUCAACAAAUUUGACAGCAACUUCUCAACUCAUCUUUUGGACUUGCUGGAUAAAUUGAGCAUGUACAGCACCAAUGACUGUGAACACAGUAUGAUCAACAUCAUAUAUAGGUUGGACUUUAAUGGAUUCUACACAGAGCGUUUGAAGAAAUUGUCUACAGAGAGGAGUCAGCGUUUGCCCUCCCAGCUCGCUCCUGCAAGACAGCCUGUACCUUCUUUGUGAUGCAAUCUCCCAAAAACAAAAUAUAUUCCUCUAUGAGGAGUCCAAAAAUCCACUCCAGCUCCUACACAUAUUUGCUGUAUAUGUUUGCAGAAGUGAUAUACUGAAGAUAAUCAUAACAAUGUUAAUCUGUAUGUUCUUAUCUAAGGAUAUAAGGUAGCCCAUAGUAUUAGUAUUUUCUUUAAAUGGACAUCAAACACGACACAAAUACUAGGCCUAUUGAUGUGUUUAAAACAGAGAUUAGACUGCGAAUAACAUGCAGAUGUAUUUUUUUUAAUGAUACUACUUCUUUAAAUAUUAAACAAAUAAAUGCAGUGAUGUAGGCUUCAUAAAGUAAGAGGUGCAGCCAUGUUGUAAAAUAGGUUUCACUUUUAAAAGCUUCUAUUGAGGCCAAUUAGGGACUGAUGUAAAUGUGUUACUAGGGUAAACAAGCAAUGGCAGUAUAAAAUAUAGCGGUGCUACGCUUGUGAAAUCCGUAGUCUAAACUUUCAAUUCUCAUAGGAAUUGGAAAACCCACAAUGUCAGGAUUAAAUUACGGGACAAAUGAAUAAUGUAUAUUACAACGUUUUUUACUACACAGAGUUAAACAUUUUAUAUUAACAUUAAUUGUGUUUAAUGUCCUUUUAAAUCACAGCCCAUAUAUUGUACUUACUAAUACAUAGAACUCAUUUUUGUACCAUCAUUGUAUUCUAAUUUACCUUAUUUAAUAUUUAUAUAUACACUGCAUCAAUAUUGGUCAUUUUGUUUUUAUAUAUUGCUUCACAAACAAAUGUCAUAUUGUGCAGAAUUUCUAACCUGUCCAUGGUUUUAUGCGACACUUUGGAUCGGUGUAUAGCACUGGUACAAAGAAAACUGGAGAUUUAACAACAAUAAAUAGUGUGAUGUGUCUUA